Molecule: messenger RNA, 1369 nt
Organism: Schistocerca serialis cubense
Lineage: Eukaryota; Metazoa; Arthropoda; Insecta; Orthoptera; Acrididae
Exons: 3
Coding region: 137-607 (156 amino acids)
Source: RefSeq, a predicted model, not a curated record
AUGUGAAUCUGAACUCAUUGUUCGUAGAGAGUUGAAGGAUAUUGAUUUCAAGGUCUGCCGACCCGCUAGAAAACCAAAGUUAACAGCCACCAUGAAGCAAAGCGUCUGAAGUGGGCUAAACAGUGGUGUGAUAAGGAUGUGGACUUCUGGAGAUCGUUUUAGGAUCCUCAGUAUCAGCCAUACCGGAAAUGUUCAUGAAGCAUCAGUACUGAAGGAUUCACAGCUGUACAAAAUGGCCAACAGGCUGAUGCCAGAAGUACCAUGCACAAUCAAUGGGACUGUUGUGCCAAAAUUUCUGCUCGGAGAUGCAGCAUAUCCCCUACUGCCGUGCCCCACGAAACUGUACACGGGGACUGUAUCACCCGAAGAAGAAAGUUUCGGUGUUUGUUUGAGCUCCACCAGAAUUGCUGUCGAGAAUGCUUCCGGUAGGCUCAGAGCUCGAUGGAGGUGCCUUGCCAAAUGCAUAGAUAUAAACUGUCAAUUUGUGCCUCAACUUAUUGCUACAUGUUGUGUAUUCCAUAACAUCAUUGAAAUGCACGAAGAUCACUUCAGGGAAAACUGGCUAAAUGAUGUGGACAGGGGAAGAAAUGUUCCCUCAACCCAAUGAAUAUACUUGCACAGAAGCUAACCAAGAUGCUGAAAGGAUAAGAAACUGUCUAAAAACAUAUUGCGUUUCCAGUUAUCCAUUAAGGAGAUCUCAAUUAAGAUUUCAAUAAGCACAUUGUAAUUAAGUGUGUAUAAAUCAGAUCAAAUUUGGUAGUUAUGAAAUGAAAAUGUAAAAUUUCAAGAACUUUUUUUAAUUUGCUGUACUUCAAUUUACAGUGUACAGAAAGCUCACUGUCUGUAACCAGAGGUGGAUGGGGAAGGGGAUCGGGUUGGAGAAAACCAGUCUGUGGAAGGAACUGUGGUGUUUGCUGGUAGGGCAUGAAGUGGGGUCGAGUGUUCUGCCCACUAAUGGUGUGAAGGCCACUUAAAAAUGAGUUUACUAAUUGUUUUGUCUCUUCCGCAUGCCUACUUUGGAUAUUCUCCGACAGCUGCUUCUCACACUGUCUGUCUUUCUCAAAUUCUUCUGAUAACCUGUAACAUUUUACAGAAAUUAGCGCAGUAUCAAUGAUGAACUUUUUAAUGUUAAAAUUUUACUAUAAACAAAUGCACAGUAAUGAUGGCAAUAAACAAAAAUUUACUUAUUUUGUAAGCAAUUUGGAAUGUAUAAAGGGACAAUUCCAUAUCAAACAGGCAUACAGUUUUCAAAAUUUAAUUUGUUUUCUGAAUCUACAAAAGUUAUAUUUUACUGUACUGCAAAAAUUAUUAAAAAAUCACUAAAUUUAUUGUAAUGUAGUUAAGCUUGGGACUUUUGUAGAUGAGGAUG